GUACCGACUUGUUAUGCGUUGGUGCUAGAAAAUAAGGGAAGCUAAUUUAGAAUUUCAAUUUAAUGAAUACCCCUUCGCGUAUAAAGCAUAAGUGUUUAAAGAGGUACAGCUCUGUUAAUGUAUUACUUUUUUUGCUUUUUUAUUAUGGAAAUUCACAAGUGAAUGAAGUAGUAGGUUGCAGGCACUCUGCUGCACGCAAGUUCAGACUUGCUUAUUUUAUUUUUAUUUUAAUUAUUAAAUCGAAGUGCCUAUUGUCUUACAAACCCAACAAUAAUAUUUUAAAUAGUUUUUUAGGCUUAUUGAAAAGAUGAAUGCCAUGGCGUCUUUUGGUUGUUUAUUAUAUUUGCAUUGAAUUAGGGUAUAUAAAUUAUAGUUUAUAUUAUAGUUAUAGGGUUCAGGUUCGGUUAGGCAUAGUAUUGGGAUCGAUUUAGGGAUACAUUCGUGAGAUUCGAUAAAAUAGUGGCAUUCGUCCGUUAAAUUUACUGAUUUUUAAUCUCAACCUCUCACUUCUGGUACCCAGGUAUGAAUAUUUGCAGCCUUAUUAUAUUUCACAUGGAAAACAUGAUAUAAUUAUAGAUCUAUCAUCAUGUGAUAUUGUCAUUUAUGUUUAUUGUCUUAGUCUAUAAUAUUAGACAUUGAUUGUGAUUAAUGGUACCCACUUAGUAGAUUAUAAUACUUCAUUUAAAAAGUCAUAGCUUUACUUUGGUUGAUUUUGGGUUGCGGUAAAAGGUCAGCGAUGUGUUCCACUGUAUAUUAUAUAGGUGACGAAGGUUCCCCCAUUUCCACUUCUGUCUGCAGCACCGUCCACAGUGCCGUACUAAAAAGAUUUUGAAGUUUGUAUCCACAUAAUGCAAGUUAUUGUUUUCUUAUUUUAUAUAAUUUUUUUUUAAUUGGGGAGGGGGUCUUUGUUUCUUAUUUUGGUAUUUAAAGUGGGGGUGAGGGAGACCCCCUCCCCGUCCCUAGAAGAUAAUUCCAAAUGCAAUUUAAGCAGUAGUCUCCCUUUUGUUACCGAAGUUUUAACAUACAGGUAUUUUAAUUUUCAACGAAUCAAAAUACAUCACUUUUGGCACACGCCUCUUUUCACCAGUAUUGGGUCUUUGGGUAUAAGCAAGGAUGUGUUUCUUUUUUCCUUUCUUUUGAAACAUUUAAGUUGAAUUUUAAUAAAAAUUAAUGGAAAAUUUCAUUUUAAUAUACUUCAUAUUAACCGUAUCGUUUAUGGCGCGAGUAAUUCUCAAUAAAGAACAGGAAUGUUAUCACACACAUCGUUGGGGUGCUACAAUUAAUAGGUCUAUUCACCCGAAGUCCAGUGUUGGGAUUUCCCCAAGUGACGCCACUGCGCUUAGGGUGAGACCACUCUUAGCAAAACCCAUACCGUUAACCCAAAAUUUACCCUUUACUUUACCUUUUAAGAUUCUUAUUUUAUUGAAAUGGAAAUGUGUUUUGAUUAUGAUUAGGCUACGUUGUAAAUAUUCUUUUGAGUAGCUCGUAAAUAAUAAUAUUUCCUUUUCCAGGUCUUGUCUCAAUAUUUUAUCAAUGUUUGGGCCCUUGAUAAAGUGCACAUUUUUGCAUGAGUUAUAAACAAAUAAAUACUUGAGGUGCCAUGGACUACAACAGACAUUCAAUCAAACAAGUUCCCAUUAAUGUGAGUUUUACUGAAGCGAUGAAUGCUUUACAAAUAUUUUAAAUAGACUGGAUCAUUAAUUCUAUUUACAAAUAGAGUCUUCAUUUACUAGUGUUCACAGUGUUUACUAUAUCCUUCUUUUCUCUUAGAAUUCAUCUUCCAAUGACGAGGCUAAGACAGAUUUAUAUGAAAUUCUUUAUGAUGAUGCGUGGAGAUCAGAAGAAUCUGAUGGUAACUUUCUAAUGUUCCAGUCAAAUCCAUUUAUACAUUUUUCAUUAAAUUAGCAGCAAAUGCAAGAUUUAAUUUUCAUAGUGAAAUUGAGCCGUUGUUUAAAAGCACUUGAUGAUAUUGGAAUCAAUGUCAAAUUAAUAUGUAUUCUUUACUCGGCUAUUUAUUUAGUGUGAUUUGCAUACUGAAAGUAUGCCUUUAUGAUUCAUUAUUUGUCAAAAUAGAUUAUUUUAGUCUGAUAAUAAAAUGCUUAGUAACAAUGAUAUGUUUUAAAUCUAAUCAGCUGCAAGUCUGUAUGAAGUACCAGCAGAUUAUAUUGAGUAUAUAAGACAUAGCGGCAAAGACAGUGGCUGUGAAGAUCCAGUGAAUAGUGCCAUAGCUGAGGUUUCACAUGAUUUUCUGUCAGGAUGUGGACCAAUUGCUUCAAAGCAACACAAUGGUGACAGUGAUGAGUCUCACAUCUCAACAGACACAGACUUUAAACUCAUCAAUGCCAGGGCUGCUUAUGCUAGGUAUCCAGAAUCAGGCGGAGGACUCUCUGACAAUGACUGGAAUCCCUAUGGCACAGAAUCUGACACCAACUUAACUCCACGACUGCCAAGCAAAGAUUUCAUGAAAUCAUCUUUCUCUGGAAUAUCAUCACACAUCUCUUUCAAUCCCCCACUCCACAGUACAGAGAUGAAUACGUUACCUGCCAAUUGUGGUGGUUUAGGGCCUGUCACUGGCAUGAGUGAAAUUUAUGAAGAGACAGAAAUGAGCCCAGCAGUUACCUUGAAACCUGACAUUACCUUGGAUUUUUCUUCUAUUUCGCAUGUCUCAGAGAAGACCCUUAGCCCUAUGAAGACAUGGGACUCAAGCAAGCUGAAUAAUAAACUCAAUGAAACCAUGAGAGAAAAGAGCGCAACAUCUGAGUUGGGCCUAAAGGAUAGAAAAAAACAGGAAGCUAAUGACGCUGAUGUGCCCCAUCUCAGAAGUGGGUUACAGAGCAAAGAAAUCGGUGGUAGGAUUUCAACUGGGAGUAGUCAGAAGGCCAUGACUGAUGGACAAAAAUCAUUACAUGUAGAUUCUUCAAUGAGAAAAUUCCAGACUUGUGGUGUGGGACAAGGCUGUGCAGCUAUUAACUAUGACCUGCUUCAGCGUGACCUACAGGAGAUACAAGACAGCCUCUGGCGUACUCUAGGUCCAGACCCUCAUCAUGCUGGUCAUCAGCAACCUCAUGAAGUAGGUCAAUGGUCAAGUAAAGAAACUCCAGACAUUUCUGACAGUGACAGAGAAAUUAUUCCAAGUACUAACACCUCUCCCAACAUUAGCACAGAUAAGAUCCAGUGGGCAUUGAUGACAGAUCUAGAUUACCACCAACAAAGGGAACACAAUAAGAAGGCUAUUAGUUCUCCUAACUAUCAAGGUCAAGGGCAUUUUGGACAUUCAGAUGGGGAUGAGACCCAAACCUCUGGUGGCAGUGACAAGAUGGAUGACCACGAAGCUGCCGACAGAGUCUUGGCCGAAAUGUCAGAACUUCUUCAACCUGGGAACAUUAUUGACACCUGUAGUGAUAUUGAUGAAGUAAUGUCUAACUUAAGGAGUCACCGCAGAGAGGUAAAAUCUGGCUACAAACAACUUAAUAACCAAGGCCUUGCUGAAAAAGUUUUUCGAAUUUUAGCUGAUCAAGAUCCAGAAAUUCAGGCUGAUGUUAUUUUGACUGAAGUCAGUGAGGAGGAAAAAGACAUGAGGGUUAAAUAUGCCCUUCAGCUCCAUAACAAGGAUUUCAACUUUUCUUCAUCUUCAGACAUAAAUAGACAUCCCUUAAUUCUUGGAGAUGAUGUGCGAAAGAAGCUAGAUUUGUCAAAUUUGAGUUCUGAAGACACAAGCAUGUUAACCAACAAAUCAUUCCUCCCAAGACCUAGAGGCUUCAAUGCUUUUGAUGGCAUGACCCAGUUUCUUUCAUCACAGAUGCACAGAGCAGCAGAAAGGACAUUUAACCACAGCUUGGACAUGCAGUUACCUCCACAGGUCAUUCAGUGCUACCCUCUGGUUGGUUAUGAGAGAGCUCAAGGUGAAGGCCAAAGUCACUCAGUAGGUCAGGACCAACAAGAUGAGGCUGAUGGUAACAGAUCUCAAGCUGCCAAGCCAUCAAGGUAGGCUCAAUAUUUAUUGCUUUUGUUUUAAUAGCAGAGACAAGAAAUAGAACUUCAAAAUGUAUGAGUUUCACACUUAAAAAUUUACAAAUAAUUAGUUUUUUGUGUUAUUUAAUACAAAGUUGAAUUCUCUUUAAAAUGUAAAUAAUUUCAUUGAGAAAGUUACAUUUGUAUUGCAAUAUAGUUGCACUUUGAGGUGAUUUUUUCAUGAGUAUUGCAAGAGGACAUGAGAAGUGUAUGGCAUAUAGAUUACCACUGGUAGAAUUCCAAACUUUCCAAAACUUGUCACACAGAACUGCACUCAAAACACAUCUAUUUAAACUAUACUACUCUGACUGAUUCUCCUCCUAUAAACCGAUAAACGUACAUGGGUUUCCUUGUAAAAAUGUCUGGUGUGGGUGGAUGAAUAUACCUAUGGUGUUGUUUUGCUUAUAUGUUGUUUUUAUUUCAUUUAUGUAUUUUAUUUUAAUAUUAUGAUUAUGCCUCUUUGCUAUAUAUGUACAGCGUGGUGAGCCCAGCCCUAGGCUGGGGUACCGCGCUAUAUAAGACCACUUAUUAUUAUUAUUAUUAGAUUAUAAAAGGCGAAAAUAAUAACUUACUGUUCUUGUCUUUAUAUUAUUUCACCAUCAGCCAAAGAGGAAAUGAAGAUGUUGCAAUAGCUGAUGGACAAGGAGAUAUACAAGAUGCCAACAACGGGAAAUUGUAAGUUAAAGAAGUGUAACUAUUUGGAAGAAAUUAUGUAAUUAUUAUAAUGUUAUGAAAGAAAUACAUACAAUUUUUAACAAAAUUAGUGUAUUGUUUUUUUUCUUUGUAUAAAAUUGAGCAGCCGUUGUGCUGGUGCUGAUAAAGUGUGGAUCUAACUAAUUUAUUUUUAUCUACAGAUCUUCAAGGGCUGACCAACCUUAUCAUCCCUCACAGCAACUAUACGAAGGUAACAUCAGCUGUUGCUGUCUAUCAAAGCUAUAUCUUUUUAACGAUUAUGAAUUUAAUUCAUCUAUACAUGCAGUUUUCUCCAUGGAUCUAAGUGUUCAUAAUUGUAAGAAGAAGCAUUUCUAAGAAAUGAAAAGGAUUGAUCCCUAACUUUGUCAUUGACUUGUUUCUUUUGCUGCUUGUAAUCAAGAAAUUGUUUACAACUUAUAUCUUUAUCUGAAUGAUUGACAAAUUGGAGCUUAGGUUUUACAAUGAACCAUAUCAAAAUUCAUCUCUUUCUUUUUCCCUGUCUCUGUCCACCAGGACAACAUAACAAUAACCACUGUGAGACCUCUUCACCACCAGACUCAGACUCAAGUACUGGAAGAUGGAAAGACAAGUACAGGCCUUACAAGUAAUCAUUUCUCACCAUAAUAAGGGUCCCCAUGCAGUCGGGAAAAUAGGAAAUAGUCUGGAAUUCAUUGAAUAAUUUUCCCGGCCAUGAAAACCGGGAAAAAGGGCCUUCUAGGAAGGAAAUUUUCCGUCUAGUUGGGAAUUUUUUAAUUUUUAAAAAUCAAUAAUGAAUUUGGAUUCCAUAAAAAUUGACGUUAAUCGCAGAUCUCGUCUGUUGUUAGCCUUUCUGUUAUCAAAAGGACUUUGUCAAUAUGCUAGUGGUUUCCCCUUAAUUGCGCAUGAGUUUUGAGCACUACAAGUUUCGAAUACCGUACUACUACAACUUCGAUAAACCAGAAAUAUUUCUUUUCUGUUCACAUCGCUGAUCAAGAAAUAUUUGACUGUUUGGGUAAGUAAAGUGUAAAAUAUAGUAAAUAAUUAUUUGAAUUUUGUUUUCAAUUGUGAGGUAACCAUUAUAAAUUUUAAAUAGAAAACUACUCGCUCAAGCCCUGUCUAAAUUGACUAAGCUUAGCACUUAGCUUACUUUGCUGUCUUAGUCUUAAUUAGUUGAUUUUUAUAAGUUUUACACUAUGUAGUGGACAUGUAAUUUUCAUUAGAGCUAGGCAGCCUUUAACUUUUGUAAAGACUUCUAAGUUCACUUUACAUUUAAUUAUGGAGUAGGGCCUCUAAAUUUAAAUAGGCCAGUGUGAUUAAGUUAUUUGUGAUAUUAUUUUUGCAUAGAUUAGUUAACCAGUGUACUGCUUACUUCGGAACUUCAUUUAAAAGUUAUCAAAAAUAGUUGAUUUGACUUGAUGCAUCGAUUCAGUGAGCCUAACAUUGACUAACAUAACUGUAUAUAGUUUGUCUUUAUUUAUAGUUAUAAGUAAUGCACUCCUGUGCUCUGGGUAUACUUAACGGUAUUAUACUAUUAUUCACAAGCACAUUGGUGUACGCAAGGGUUUUUUGUGGUGUUUUUUUGGGGGGACUUAGAGACACAAAAGAAGGGUUGGAAAGGGGGGGGGGGGUUCCAAUUGAUGCGACCAUUCCCCUGCGGCAAAUCCUGACUAUGCUGUUUCAUGUGCAUAUGCCUUAGUAUCUCUUCUGACUCUGUAUUACAGUAGUUUAGUACGAGUAUAAUAUAGUCUAUAUAAUGUUUUUGUAUGCAUACUAUAAAUUAUAAAUCUAAUAUGAAAAUAUAUUUUAUUUUGUUUCACUAUUCAGGAUCUAGGCUCAAUAAAAUAAUGCCCAACAGUUCCAUUAAAGACUGAUGCAAAUGUUGGUAUCAAGUGUUCACAGGGAAAAUGUUUAAAAAUGUCAGUCAUCUGAUGAGACUCCAUCUUUAUCACCUAUCUUAGGUGUCCACUUUUGCAACUUCUCAGUCAAGCUCCCAAUUUAUGUGUCAAAAAUAUGAAACCCUCUUUGGAGAGAUUUUAUAGACACUAAAGUGUAUGGACUCAAACUAUUCAUUUUCAUCACAAAAAAGUGAACAGUAACUCCAUAUAAAAAAAUAUGCUUUCCACUUGUGGUAGCUGUACGUAUGUUCUAAAAUGCCCCGGAGAACACAUUGCAAAUGUUGCCCUUGCACUUUAAAAGUAAACAUCAACAAUUUUUCAAGUCUAAGUAAAUUGAAAAAUUGCAAUUGCUAGGAAAUUUAAUAAAUAUUUACAUGUAUAUACCUUUACUGCCUGAUUUAGUUCAUUUGUGUUGUAAGUCAAUUUUGCUUUACUUAGACGAUUUCAUAGUUUCAUGAUUUUAAUUUUUUUUAAACGCUGCAUUGUGACAGUCAGGAAUUUGUAUGUUUUCAGUUGUGAAAAAGUAGGGAUUUUGUUUUUUUAGAAGAGUGGGAACCCGGCAUAAUGAUAACAAUAGUCACACAAUUCUAAACACAUGUUCAAGAUAACUGAAAUCAGCUAUUUUCAACCUUUUAUGAGCAAUCUCAGAUGUUGAAGUGUAUCACCUUAAGGGGAGGUGUGGGUGAAAAAUUUCAAACAUUGAAUAUUUUUUAUUAUUUUUUUUAUUUGGUUUCAUUAACCUUUUCAUUAUCAAAUUACUCGUAAUUGUGAUGCAAAAAUAAUUCAGAAAAGAUAAUAAAAUACAAUUUUCCUGACCUUGUCAAUCAGCAAAAAGUCAAAUUUGCCCUACAAUGCAGUGCUUUUUCCCCUGUGUUAUGUUAGUAUAUAUUUGGAACACUCUUCCUAUCGCUAUCAGAAACAGCCAGACCCUGAAGUCUUUCAAAACUGAUUUGAUUUGAAGACUUAUCUUUUUCGCAAACACCUGCUGAGAUGAUGUUGUCUAUCUAGCUAUUAUCUUUUAGAUGUAUAUUGGCCUGUGUUGUAUAUGGUUGCAAGGUAUGAAAGACUUAAAAUGGGUAUUCUUGUAUGUAGUUUUGUAAUGUUGAAUUUUGUACUUCAAUGCUGUAUGUACAGCGCUUCGAGCCUUUGGGGAUAAAGGGUGAUUUUUAAAUAAUCUUUAUUAUUUAUUAUUAUUAUUAGGCAUUGCCUAGGCCCAGUGUAUUUGGCAUUGUCCAUGCCCAGUGUAUUUGGCAUGGUUGGGAAGCUGGUUAUGUCCAGUUUUAGAUAAAAAUAGCUUUUCGUCAUAAUGAAAAUUACGAAAGCAGCCUGACAUUUAAAUUGCCUGUAAAUUCUAUAUAAAUAGGGUAUGUUCCUGUCCUACUUGGUAUAUCACAUGAUCCAGCUGUGACCUUUGAAUAAAAGAAUCAUUUUGAUUGGUUACAAUGUCAGUAUGUUCAGUGACCAAUAAUAAACAUUAGAGACCAAUCAAAUUUUUUAGAUUUUUCACCCUCACCUCCCAUUAAAAGUCCUAGUUUUACCAGGAGGGUGGCGGGGAGGAGGGGGUGGUUAUACUUUGAGUUAAAUAAUUAAUUCCUAUGAACCUUUUUACAAGCAUAAAUUUUAUUGAGGAUUUUUUUUUAUGCGCUUUUUCAUAUCUUACUUAUCGUGUCACCAUCUAUUAUGUAAAUAUCUCUUAUAAUUCUAAGCUUUUGUCCAAUAGACCACCAGGUUCCAGUGACGUUUAUUACACCGAAAGUGAUGCAGUGUCUGUGGCAGACAGUGUAACGACUGUUGAGAGCACUCACUUAGGUACGUAUUAGUUUGGGUGGGUUUUUUUAUCUGUCAGGUGAUUAAUAUUAAUUUAGUUAACUGUUGCGCUCUCGUUGUCUUUUUUAUUUUUCGGCUCCCAUUUGUGUUUCGGAAUAUUCGGUUAAAAUAGUCAGAAAUGCUGUCAGGAUACACAGGUUUUGUUCAUCUUGUCUGAUGGCACUUGAAACGAAUCACUGUCAAAAAAUUCUAUGACCCCCCUUUCUAUUCCAAGAAAAUAUGAGUGUUUAUUCAAUUGUGUCUUUGUCAUCUUAGUUUGUUUAUUUGCCUGGUAGGGUCAGAUGAUGCGAGGGGCCCAACUCUGCCGCAGUCCGCUUUGGGCAGCAGGAAAGACCCUCCCAAAGCCGCAGGUAUCUAUGGCAAUCGUAAACAUUCAGAGGAAGCCAUUGUUUUGACCCCCAUUCAAGAAAAACCUGGAAUGGUAAUUAUCACAAUAACAUAAAUAAAAAAAAUGUUUAAGAAUUGAAAUGUGUUAUCUCUUUACCUUUAUCAGCUUUUAAAACAGUGGCAUUAGAAAUAUAACGUUUUUUUAAAAAGUGGCUUUAGAAAUAUAACGUUUUUUUAAAACAGUGGCAUUAGAUAUAUAACGUUUUUUUAAAAAGUGGCUUUAGAAAUAUAACGUUUUUUUAAAACAGUGGCAUUAGAUAUAUAACGUUUUUUUAAAACAGUGGCAUUAGAAAUAUAACGUUUUUUUAAAACAGUGGCAUUAGAUAUAUAACGUUUUUUUAAAACAGUGGCAUUAGAAAUAUAACGUUUUUUUAAAAAGUGGCUUUAGAAAUAUAACGUUUUUUUAAAACAGUGGCAUUAGAAAUAUAAAGUUUUUUUAAAAAGUGGCUUUAGAAAUAUAACGUUUUUUUAAAACAGUGGCAUUAGAAAUAUAACGUUUUUUUAAAAAGUGGCUUUAGAAAUAUAACGUUUUUUUAAAACAGUGGCAUUAGAUAUAUAACGUUUUUUAAAACAGUGGCAUUAGAAAUAUAACGUUUUUUUAAAACAGUGGCAUUAGAAAUAUAACGUUUUUUUAAAAAGUGGCUUUAGAAAUAUCAGCUUUUAAAACAGUGGCAUUAGAUAUAUAACGUUUUUUUAAAAAGUGGCUUUAGAAAUAUCACCUUUUAAAACAGUGGCAUUAGAUAUAUCAACUUUUAAAACAGUGGCAUUAGAAAUAUCACCUUUUUUAAAACAAUGGCAUUUGAUAUAUCACCUUUUAAAACAGUGAAAUUAGAAAUAUCACCUUUUUUAAAACAAUGGCAUUUGAUAUAUCACCUUUUAAAACAGUGAAAUUAGAUUAUCAACUUUAAAACAGUGGCAUUUGAUAUAUCAUCUUUCAAAACAGUGGUGUUUGAUUUAUCAGCUUUUCCAAAAUUAAUUAUGUAUUUUGUUCCAUUUACUUUCACUUCUUUUUGAAGUAAAUAUUUUCCAUUUCAAGGGUAAUGAAACAAGGAGUUAUGAAAGAAUGUUUGAAUCAAAUUUAAGAUGAAAUGGGUUGGAUAUAUUCAUAAAGGAAUUUCAUAGGAAGUUCAGACAAUUUGAUAACAGUUUCUUUACAAGACUGUCAUUUUAAAAUACUUAAAAUUGUGUGUUUUAUAGUUAAUAUUUUGAUUUAGCUUUUAAAUUUCUAUUUCAAUUGAUCUGAAAAUCAAGACUUGGAAUAUCAGAUAAAAAAAGAUAUUGAUUGUUUUCUGUCUGUAAUAUCAUUUUUUCAUGCACAGAAAUCACACAAAAAUGUGUCUGUAGGCAAGAGUUAACAAGUUGGGGGGAAGCUUGAUUUAUGCAAUAACCAUUUCUGGAUACUUUUGAGAAAUACCUUCUUUAGCACACAAAAGUUAUAUAUUUGAUUUAAAUAAAUAUCAAUGAUAUAAUAAAUAUAUUGUUAUAUUUAAGAAGAAUGAUAAUAACGUGACUUAUAAAAUCAUAUAAGCCACUGAUGAAGGGGUUUGCCAAAUUUUUCUGUCAUGAAUAAAGAUCAACAAUCUUCUUGACCUACAUUAUUUCUGUCUUGUGGGGAGCCUAACCCUUGUCGCUUUACAUAAGAAUUAAAUCUAGACAUAAAAAUAUUCACUCAUUUCCUGUAACUCAGUCGCGUAUUUCACGUUCUCAAUUCGCAGGAUGACUCUGAACCUGUCGCCAAAGAAACCGUUGAAGAAGUGCCAAAGCAAUCAGUUGGACUCGAUGGGGAGAGAUUCAAGCAUGCAAGCAAAUUGAAUGAGCCAACAAUGGAAUCAAGAGGUGAUACACGACUGGUCGCUGAUGAAGUGUCGCCUAGAGUAGAUGACUACCAGAAAACGAUUACAAUAUCUAAUAAUCCUGCUCAAGUAUUAAGGCAUUGUGAGGAAGUUUCAAAAUGCCAGGAUGUUGCCAGUCUCGGUCAGAAAGAGGCUCACUUGUCUAAAUGGCCUCUUGAGGGCAACAACAGCCACCCAGUCAGCAGAACACUGUACAGGAAUCAACAAGAUAACUCUAGUUGGAAGGAGAAAAGCGCUCUCAGAGCACAAAGCACAUCUUCAGUGGCGAGAGGUCAAUGUGAAAAUGAUUCAAGGCAUGUCAGCACUAAAAUCAAACCAGCAGAUUCAACUGACCAAUGUCUGUCAUACACUCAAGAAGAUUGGAAGUCAAUAAAAUAUGAGACCAGGCAUCAGAUGGCAUCUAAUUCACAGCAGACUUCGCAGACCCCCGCCAUCUCUCCAGCUUUCCACAGAGCUCUCUCGCCAGACCUGUUACAGGCCAUAGGGAAUCGAUCCCCUUUGAUUGGUAGUGCCAUUGAGAAGUCUUUAGCUCGGCCUCCAGCUGUAAGUGCAAACAAACCCGUCACUGCUUCAAGAGAGCACGUUAAACAAAGUCAGCAAGGACCGCCAACAUUCUUGGCCAGGGAGAGAAGUCAAGUUAGCCGAGAGAUAUCUCAUAGUGCUUUGACUGCUCCACCAGUUAUUCAAACUGUCAGCUAUGCAGCAGGCAAACGUUCACAGAAUUUUCACAGAUUAGAUGAUGUACAAGAGACAAGAUCUGCUGGACUCCAGAAGAAAUCAGAAAGGUUUUAUUUUGCUUCACUGUUUUAAAUAUUAUUUCCACCCCCCAAUUCUUGGGUUUAUGGAUCAUAAUAACAUAAUAUGUUGUAUAUGUAUUUCUAAUUUUUUUUUAAAGUGACUUCAUUUAUUUUGACGUCCGGUAAAAUAAUAUUGUUUUCUUUUCUUGAGGGAAAAAAAAAAUAAGAGUUGCAGAUUUGUAAUUCAACAAAUACAUUUUAUAUGAAAAUAACUUAUAAUUUUGUCCUCAAUUUAAGUUUUGACUUAAUGUGUUGCCAAAAUAUUUAACAGUCUUGUAUUUGUGUCCAGAGAUGUGGAGAUAACUCUUGAGAACAUGAGUUCUGACAGCCAGGAUACAAGUGUGGACCACCACCCCAUGACCCAGAGAGCCAAAUUUUUGACCCAAGCCUUGGCGCAGGAGGAGGACAUUCCUGUUAAUAUCAACCAACUUUGGGAGCAGUUCAAGGCCAUGAACCAAUCUCCAGAAAGUUCUAUGAACAGCUCCAGGAUGGAAGAUGUGGCCGACUUGUUGAGGAAUCCAGCUCGACAUCACAUUGCUCAGUACAUGAAGGAACGGGAGGAGUAUCGUAUCCAGAGGCAGGACAGAAGUGAAAGAGAAAGGGAAAGGAAGCUGAAAGAGCAUCAGCAGCUUGUCAAGUGGAAUUCCCUCCCAGGGGAGCUAAGGAAGAGCUCAGAAGAUGUUAGCUCAAACAAAGAAAAUGAGAAAAAUCGGCCUCGCAGGGAGAAAAAGAAACUCUCUCAAGAUGGAGAGAAAGACAAAAAUGGUAGUGGGCAGACCGCAGAAAGUCUUUUCUCCAUUGCGGAAGAUGCCAGCUUUGAAGUGUCCCCAAGUAAAGCCAACACAGCAUCAAAGCAAGGAGUUCCUAGACAAAAGCAUGUCAUAGAUCCCAACAUGAAUAAACUGAGAGAUCGCAUCUCAAAACAGAGGAAGUGGGUUGAAAAGGAAGAACUCAAGGAAAUGCAUCGAAUGGACAAGCUGAGGAAACUUGAACGCUUGCUCCUGGCCAAGAAACAAGGAAAGAUAAGUGAUCAGAAUUUUGAUCAUCAUCUUGAGAAUAUUUCUUUAUCAGCUUCCACCAGCACAGACAACUCUCAAGAUGGUGGGCGUUACCUUCCAAGCCAUAACACAACACCAUUAUCUGAUGACAGUACCACAGCUAAAGACAGCAGCUCUGAAAUGCUGACCUGGAAGGCUGAGAAACACAGGCGCAUGAAAGAAAUGUCUCAACAGAAGAAAGGUUAUUCCAAACAGCACGGGAAAACCAAGUAUCACAACUACACGGCUUCAUCUAAUCAGCAGAAACAGCUUCGUGCUGGCCGCACCAGUCCAGAAAGAGCCAAGCCAUUGUUGAAACAAAAGAGAGCAGAUUCUCCCCAAGACAGCUCAUAUGACGACCAGACUCCAAGAGCCUGGUCUGCCGAUUUCAAUGUCCACCACCCAGGUCGACCUCACAAUCUGUACUCACCUUAUUCAAGAACCCCGUUCUAUUUGGAUCAUGUCCCAAAACUUAAGCUCUCACCCACCAGUAGGUCAUCCAGUGAGGAUCAAAGUGAUUCACAGGAGAGCUACAAGACAUUGGAGGCCAGCCAUUACAAGACAAGAUCAGCUGCUGACAUGAAGCUGAAAACUGGAGUAAAACAUCAGCGUAACAGACACAAGAAAUUAGAUUUUAGGGCAAGUGAAGAUUACAGUUCAGAGAAUGAACCACCAGGUCAGGAUGAAUCUUUUUCUAGCUUUCAAAAUUAAAUUUCUUAGAAGAGAAAUCAUGUUCCAAAUGACAAACCUAGUAACAACAUAGUGUGUUUCUUGUCAGAGAUUUGGUUUAAAUUGGUUGUAUUAACAAAUCUUGUGGGAAUAUUUAAAAAAACACUUUGGUCAAAAGUUUGUUUAAAAUUAAUUUCUUAACCAAUUCUUUCAACACUAAGCAUUAUCCUGUGGAUUUUCCCCAGCAUCCCAACAAACUAGUGGAAUAGCUUGGGACAUACCAUUGGAUUCUAAACACCAUCCUUCUAAACAACCCAAGGCCCUACCUUUGAAAGAAAGAAUGAUUCUUACCAAUACAGGAUUCCAAACAAAAUCAGGUCAAUCAAGGGAGACAACUUUGGCCACAAGUAGAGAAAAGGUCGCCUCUAUUUGGGAGGUCAAUGAGCAUCCUGAGGGCAUUCCGAGACGUGUCUGGGAAGAUGUGAGUCAUUUUGUUGUAUGCGUUGCAAGCAUGACUUAAAUUCUUGAUGCUAAUCAAUUUCAUCUCUCUAGUGUAGUGAUCUUAACUGUCUCUAAUCUAAAUGGCAAGACACAACAUUAAACUUUGGCUAAAUUGAUGAGCUCAGUGUUGUGUUUAUUGCCAAUGGUUUGUAUUGUUACAUGAAGAAUUUCCAACUUUUGUAUAUAAGGCAGAGUUGAGCAUACUUGGACUAGUACACAGUAAUUAGGAUUUCUGAAGUAGAUUUUUUAGUUAGCUAAGAAUAAUACUUUAUAAGCAUUCAAAUAUAUUUGAAUAAAAUGUUGCAAAUUAUUCCCAUUUCUGAAUUUGUCAAUUGAAUACAAUUAUAAUUUGUGGACCAAUGAUUGAAGGGAGUUGUUUAAUAUUUUCUAAAAUAAACAUUGCCAUAUCAUGGAAUCAGUGGCAACCUACAGUUCUGUCCCCAUUCAUGUCUGGCAGGAAUAUGCAAAUAAUCUUUAAAUGCUGAUUGUAUUCGGGUAAGCCUAUCUGUUUUUAGACCAGUUUCUUCAUUCCAUAAGUUGUUAUCGAUCUCCAGGUUGUCAAUCAAGAUCCCUUGGCUAGUAAAACAAACCACUGGGAUGUGGAUCCAUUAAUGGACAGGGUCCAGUACAUCCUUGAUAGAGGACCUCUGGGAUGCAAUGGGGAAGAGAGAGAAGAUGGAUUUUCACUACAGGUCAGAUCACAAUGUAGUUUGAUUUUGGGAGGGUUUUUUUUACAUUUUUUAAACUAAAUUUGGAAUUUUUCAGUGUAGUUAAAAUAAUUUUUGCUGUAAAACAUUUGAGAAGUUACAAAGAAUUACAGAGAAUGUAAAAAAAAAAUAAUAAUUAUGAACUUUAUUUGAAAAUUCUUUAUAGUGCUGUUUCACAAAUGAUUUUGAACAAUUUGUUUAAAAGCAGCUUUUCUUAACUUAAAACAGUAUAUUAUUAAUAAAAAUUUAAUUGGACCUUUCAAAUUAAAUUGUUUACUUUCUCAAGAACUGACAAUGUUAUACUUUUCAGGAGGCAUUCUUAGCACGUAAACAAGGUUUUAUCUCCAAAUGUAAGGAAAGACAAAAACGAAUUGCACUGGCACGAGAGAGCAGGCAUAUGCAGGAAUGCCUGCGGCUUGAACGUGAAGCCAUCUUUGCAGAUCAGGGACGAAAUGUCCCAGCCAACCUUUAUGCUCAUCCUUACAGCGGUAAGUAAUAUAGCACACGUUUAGUUAAAAUGAGCAUAUUUUGUUUUAAAAAGUCCUGGUAACCUAAAAAUUGACUAACUGGAUUGACGAAACAUGUCAUCUCAAAGAUGAUAUACAAUUUUGUGGAUUGUCUUUAUAAUUUUUUUUUCAGAUAAUUUGUUUCAACCAAAGAGGAGAGUUCUCAGCAAGCAAGAAAUGAAAGAGAUUACCUUAAAGUAAGAUAUUGCAUUAUUUUUAGGGUCAUCAUUAUACCUCAUGGAAUUAAUAAUACCUCAUGGAAUUCAGAAUACCUCAUGGAAUUAAGAAUACCUCAUGGAAUUAAGAAUACCUCAUGGAAUUAAGAAUACCUCAAGGAAUUAAGAAUACCUCAUGGAAUUCAGAAUACCUCAUACACAGAGAUUUUUUGGUAUCACAAAACAAGGGUCCAGUGCAACACAAAAACAUUUAAAAUAUGAUUUGAUCAAACUUAGCCUUUUAUAAAGAUGCAGUAAAUUUAGUUUGUCUCAUGUCAUGAUCUCAAGUCUUUCAAACUUUUAGUCCACCCCCACACAACUCCCUUCUCUCUCCUUUCAAAAUAAAAAUCACACCAUUAUGGUCAAUGUUAAAAAACACUAAGAAAUUUAGAGUUUUUUUGUUGUUUUUUUUUUUUCAGGCGCUAUAAAAAAUUAGCAGAAGUCAUAGAAAGAGAGGAAAAAUCUAAACGUUCAGAAAAUAUUAAACUUAACAGGUUGCGAGUUCAAAUCUUUAAUAAGGUGAGUUGAAAAAUAUGCUUCAAACUUAUUAAGUCAGCAGGAUUUUUUUUUAAAAUGCUGUGUUUGCAAUGUUUUAUUUACACCAUUUGUUUGUGUCUUAUUAAUCUGAUUGAAAGUCCUGCUACUUUGUGUUAUGUUACCCAGAUUUGGCAAGUGCUACCAUGGCAGCAAGCACAUUCAAAUCAAUUGGAAUAUUUAGCAGCAUUAGUUAUUACUAAUAACAGUAAAAUACCAAAAACGUUCACUUCAUAAUUAUCAUACUUUAUCCUGGAUCAAGUAAUCGGAUCAUUGCCAAUUUAACUUAAGUAAAAUGCUUUACUUUAAUUAAGCUAUGCAUUUGUUAUUCUUUAACUUUAACCAUUUAUUUUAAUAUUUGACUUAAUGGUCAGGCAAAUUUAUACUAUAUAUAUAAAUAUGUAUAUAUAUAUAUAUAUUUAUAUAUAUAUGUACAUAUAUUGUUUAUAACAAGGUAAGGGGGAGGGGGCACUGUGGAUGAGUUUAUGGCACCAAUGGGGCAAUAGUCAAAAAAGUUUUUCAACCACUACUCUAAAGAAAUAGCAGGAAAGGAUGAACUGUUGAAUAUAACAUCUUAUCCUAUUUUUAUUUCCAGAAAGUGCAACAAGAAACGUUGCGAAAAUGUUGUAUGAGACAGCGUUGAGAACCCUGUGCUUCCUUUUCUGUUGGAGCAAAAUAUACUUAUUUCUUUGUACACUGGAUGACAAGAAAUCUGCAUGUGGAAGAUUAAUUUAUAUACAUCACUAUCCUCUUCUAUGACUAUAGCCAUAUGUAACUAUUAAAUUAUAAAUGUUCCAUUCAAUGAGUUACACUAACAUGGAAUUUAUUAAUAUCAUUAAUAUAGUUAAUAAAACUUGUAUAUAAUAUUCAGUUUGAGAGUAACUUUUGGCUUAUUCUGGUAUUGAAGGUAUUGGUUGAAUGUAAUGUUUAGUUUGUGGGUAACUUUUGGCUUCAUCUGGGAUUGAAGGUGUUUGGAAAUUUUUAUGAAACCAAGUAAUGAACAAGAAACACCCAAUUUUUUAAAUUAAAAAAAAUGUUUAGUCUUAUUCCUAUCCAAAUCUACUUAUCAAAUAUUAUAAUGUAGUUUAAAUUAUAGGACUGCAAUUGACCAUCAGCCUUCUUUCUUGUCCCAACUAUCACAGCUGCAGAUGAAGUUAAAAGACUAUCAGAAUAUCAUGUACAACCCACAAUGCCCUAAAUUUAUUUUACACUGAUAAAGCUCUCAUGACUUGUUAUGAGAAAUGUGCUUAAGAGGUUAUGUUGGAAGUUUAAGCAACAAAAAUAGUACUCUCGCCAAUAAUGAACUUUGACAAUGACAUAAAACCUUACUAGCGUUUAUUGAGUUCAUCAAGACUGUGUCAUUUAAUAUAUUAAAUUGUCAUAACAUAGUACUAUUGGUACUGUCAUCACUGAAUUCAUUUUAAAUGUUGUCAUCAAAUGACUUUGUUAAUAAAUUACUAUAUAAAUUAAUGUUGUGGAAGAUACGACUGACAUGAAUGUACGCAAAAAUCCUGAGCACUAACCAAAUGUCGAUGUCUCUAUUUAAUGCCUUUAAACACUAUUUUAAUUUAUUAUUAUUAUUAUUAUUUGCAUUAGCUGCACACAAUGUAAACAAAUUGUCUGUCUCACCUUCAUCUGUGAACCAAAAUGAAAUUAUGCUUACUAUUUAUUUGGAACAUUUUUAAAAUCAAUAGUAGAUAUUACACAAAGAAAUCCAAAAGUACUGAGGUUUGCAUAAAUGAGUACCAACAGUACUGAGGUUUGCAUUAAUGACUACCAACAGUACUGAGGUUUGUAUAAAUGACUACCAACAGUACUGAGGUUUGCAUUAAUGACUAUAAGAGGAUGGUGAUACUUAAAAUGCCAAUCAUUAGCUUUUGUAAUGUUCUCUCUAAGCUGUGAACUGUAGUAGAGCUCCACAAGUCAAUACAAUGUUCAGGAGAAAUUGACAUGCAAACAUUGUUCCCAUUUAAAGCUUAUUCUAGGUCAUUACAUUGCAGUUAACUGUAAAAAAGAAUAACUUGUUUGAAAACAGUAACUUUAUCAUAACAUGUCUUAACACUAUCUUGGCUGACAACAAUGUUUUGGGGGUACACACCUUUUUAUAGCUAUUCCACAAAUUGUCAUUACUCCCAGAUUUGUAAAAUAGAGACAAUAUCUUCUGUCAUGUCCUUAUUUUUUUUUUUACCAAACAUUAGUUUGAUUUAUCUAACAUAUUUUAUGUACCAUAUCUGGUAGAAUCCAUGAGCCAUUUAGAUCAAGGUCUGUGAUAUUUUUGUGUGUAAAAAUACUUUUAUUACCUGCAAUUAGUUUUAAUAGUUCAUUAUUCACCAGCUGUUUGUAUGACAGUUUUUUUACACCAUCAUUUGUCUAAUAGCC
Lymnaea stagnalis (great pond snail) is the source of this 17990-nucleotide messenger RNA. Lineage: Eukaryota; Metazoa; Mollusca; Gastropoda; Lymnaeidae. The record is from the annotation of a GenBank genome assembly.